Molecule: messenger RNA, 7797 nt
Organism: Anopheles moucheti
Lineage: Eukaryota; Metazoa; Arthropoda; Insecta; Diptera; Culicidae
Gene: wapl
Product: protein wings apart-like
Exons: 8
Coding region: 525-5921 (1798 amino acids)
Biological process (GO): regulation of chromosome condensation
Source: RefSeq, a predicted model, not a curated record
GCAGCGGGUUGAAGUUACACCUUCGCUUUUUUGUUCUCCAACAUUGGCGUCCCGUGGCCCACCCACCCCGGGAAAACCCGUUCCAGCCUCUCAUACAUCAUCAGCAAACGUCCGGCAGUGCGGAUGGGCAGUAGAGGAGGCGGGGGUUUGAAAGGAGAAAAAAGGUUUGCUGUAAGAAAAACGAACAUCAGCCGAAUGAAACAAACGCAGUGGAAAGUUGUAAACUGUUAACUCGCAAUGAUUCACGUACAGUGUGUGGUAUGAUAGCGCGUGUUGGAUAGGGUGUACUUCUAGAAACCAUGCAAAUGUUUCUUGACACUGUCGGACAAGCAAAAAGACAACACGCCAGUGUUUGCACGCUGUGUUUGCAAACUGUAAUGGUAUAUAGGGGUUACGUGAAGGGCUAGUACCUUCGGUAAACCCAUAAAGGAGACGAAAGAAGUGUUUGGCGCGAGUUGCAAUACGAAUAGACACUGCGUGAAUCAAACAGAACGCGCUAGCUCGCGAAAGCUAUUUCCACUGCCAUGUCAAAGUGGAAUAAACCCCAGGGUGUUGUAGUACCCCUCGACUCUCUGUUGAAGGAACGCCGGAAAGAGAACUGUCCUGCACCGCGUCGUUCCGCUGGUCUGGUCGGCCGAUGGGGCAUCACGAGCUUUACCUCGAUACGCAGUCGAAGUUAUGUUGCGGAAUACAACAAUGUUGAUUUGAAGGAUGCAACUGGACUGGAACUCGGCACCGGCGACUCGCCGGAUAGCGUUGUCAAUCUGCUCGGCUCGAACAACACCGAAACGGUUCGACCGCGCAAAUUCUUUAAAAGCCGCAAUAUCAUACCUCCUCCUCCACUAUUGCCGCCAACAGUUCCCAAUGAGCAUCUUGGACACUCACCGUACGGGGCUAAUGCUGGGGGAUAUGGCGCACCUGCUGGUACCUCGGAUCUAUGGAAUCAACCGAGCGUUACGACAACGACGCCUCCACAGCAGCAACAAUUCUACCAGCCACUGUCUGCGGCUGCAGCAACGCCACAGUUUUCACCCACCGGUCCACAGUCGGCAAACGUGGGCCUUUUCCCGGGUGGGCAUGUCGGUGACGGUGUGGCCUACGCAAUGCAACAACAGCAACUGUUGCACACGAUCCCGUUGACGAAGGAAAAGAAACCGGGUCGGAAAAAGAAAUCAACCGUUGGUACCAUUGCUACCCUCGAUCCUUGCGAUGCGCCACCAGCGAGUGCAAGGAAAACGCCCGGCAACAAACCUCCGAAGAAGGAAAAGAAAGAAAAACGAGCAAAAAAAGCGAAAAAAGAACAGGUGGCUGCAGAUCCAGAGCAGGAGCAACCGAAACGGAACUCGUCCCGCAUUCGUAACCGCGUGGUUAACUAUAACGAGGACGAGGACAGUAAUGAUUACGAGCGUUCGGUAGUUUCCCGAACAACCGUCGCCAACAAUCACCAUCAUAAUCCGCCUUUUAGCACGCCCGAACACGGAAUUCUCGCACCGCCAACAGAUCCAUCGUUUGCCGGUGCAGUCGAUCAACACUCAGUGGUACCGACGGCUGCUGCACCAUACCAUCCGAUGGUACAACGACCGGUGUCUUCAUCUUCGUCCCCGGCGGGUGGAUAUCAUUCCGGUGGCGAGGGACGAUACGGCGCUAAGCCGAGUACGACUACCACCGUUACCACGCCGCUCCCAUCGCCCAGUGAGCAUCGGCCGAUUCUGCUGCGUAUAUCCAAGGGUACAUCGAUGCUUAUUAGCACCGAUAGUGAAGAGGUUUCUACAAACAACAGUACACCACCCACGACCACGAGUAACCUGCUCUACAAUCAGCAGCAACAGUCCGACCAGCAAGCCGAAGAUGACGAGGAGGAUUUUGACGGAAAUUUGCCGCCUCGAACGCUGCUAGCAGAGCGUGGACCAACUACUACCGUGGACAAUUCGGCGGAGUUUCCGAAGACUCAUCAGCAGUUGUAUAAUCAACCGGCCGAAACCCUUCUGCACACCGAACCGCCGGCUGGCGAAGGAACAACGCUUGCCGAUGUGCAGCAGCCAGUACCAGCGCCAAAAACUGAGCUUAAGAUAAAGAUAUCUCUCGGUGGUAAACCGCUGAUCAGCAGUACCACCAGCGUGGCCGGUUCAACAACACCCAACAGCAACGUCGGCACGCCCGGCAAGACUACCAAGAGCAGUAGUAAGUACAACUUUAAAAAGCGUGCCAUCGAACGCGAAAAAGCCCGAUCUUCGCACUUAACGUCCAAGCGGAGCAAGGUAGAUAUUUCCGAUGGAGAACAGAACCAGCAGGGCAGCGCUACCGUGACGACACAAUCGGUAACGUCCUCUACGGUAGUAGGGAAGGAAAAGCUUGGCGUAGCCACUUUAACACGUCCGAGCUUUCCACUGCCUGGUACGGAUACUUACGAGGUGUUUCGGACGCUGUCCUCCCUGUCCGGUGGUGAUGAUUUCGAUUCGCAAAGUUCUAUCCUAGGCAGUGCAUCGUCCGAUAACAAUACACCGAAGCAUACGCUAGCACCUGGUGAGGACUGUCAAAUCAUCCACAGCCGUGGGUCGAGUGAUUGUGGUAGUGAUCUGGAGCUUUCACAAAACAGUUCCACGGCGGCAGCACCACCAUCGGACAUUUACUCGGAGAGUGAAAAUACGCAGGAUAACAAUCAGCAGCAGCAGUUGGCAGCAUCUCAUCAUCCUACUCGCACGACGGCAGUCGCAUCAUCUCUUUCCCUUGCACCCUGUCCAACAGCGUCAUCCUCCACGCCGUAUGUACCCGAGACACUGCCGCCAGUAGAUCUACUGCAGCAGCAGCAGCAGCAGCAGCAACAACCACAGCCGAGCAACGUCGAACGGGUGGAAGUACUGAAAUUAAAUCUCAAAAAUGUCGGUCACGGUACGCGCGUGACCCGAAACAAAAUGAAGCACAGCAAUAACCUGCCUGAAGAACAGCAGCAGCCGCAGCCGCAGGAACUACCUUCUUCUCCCGCCAAGCAAUUGCUGCUACGUCCUGGUCGAACCGGGCGCAAUCGGGCAGCGGCUACCAUCAGCAAUAAUAACAACAAUAACGUUGUCCGCGGUACGGCGAAUGAGAAGCGUUCACGCAAGCAACCGGAACCGGUUAUGUUGCGAGAGGAUACCGAGGAGCAAAUCAUGACGGAACCAUCCGACCCGACACAAUCACAACAGCAGCAGCAGCAGCAGCAGCAUCAAUCAGCAGUGACUGAAAGUGUGCUGCCUCCGCAAACUGUUGGCCCGACGACGGAAACACCAUCGGCUGUGAAUACGACCGCAUUAGAAAGCACCGCCGGGCAUAAGCCAGGCGUUACACGUCAGUACAGCCGACGCAAGAAGAACGUGGUUCCGCCGGACUAUCUCGGUGAAGCGUCUACGGUGCCGCAUUCGGUUGCACCGUUGGGGGAUAAAACUGACAGCAGUAAUGCCGUUGACCAACAGGAACUGCCUUCACAUUCAUUGCGACAAAAUGGUGAUGUAAUAACAGAACCGCCAGUUGUUACAUCCUGCAGUUCUGUAAUGACGCCGCCAGUGACACAGGAGGUGAGUUCGGCUGCUGGAGCCGUGGUACCGCAACAACCACCAACAACAUCGGGUCCACCACCACCGAUGCGUCUGGUACUACAGAAAAAGGGUACCAUCUUCAAAAGCCGCCCAAUGGUCGGCUCAACGGAUGGCGCAACGGACACAAAGAAGCGGCACGUCUACAAACACAAAUGGGACAAUGAUCACGGUAAUGGUAUGAUGGACGAGCAAGCAGCACUCAGCGGUGUUGGGGUGGUGGGUGCCAGCGCAGACACUACGAGCGGUCUGGUUGGAUCUUCGGCAGUGGGAGCUGGUGGUAACGCGACAGGUAUUGGUGGCGGCGGUGGUGUUGCCAGUGGUAAAACAGCGGGCGACUCGACAAGCUUAACAGACAGAGGCUGCGGAGAGGGUAUGGAAGGCGAUGAACACGACGGUGGAUUAACGGGUGCAACUAGCGGCGGUGGUAUAUCUGGCGGCAAUCAGUUAGAUUACGAUGGGAACUUUUUCGACAACGAUACGCCCACAGCAAUGCCACCACGAUCCAAGAGGUUGAAAACGUUUGCAGCUAGUGGUAAUUCCACCGGGGCCGGCGGUUCAACCGGUCAAGGCACAGCAGGGGCUGGCGUUGGUGUGGGUGGUGCGGUCGGUUCUGUACACUACCACCAUCAUAGUCGAGCGCAGGGCGGCGCAGGAGACGAAUACGACGGUGCUGCCGCGAACGCGUUCGAUGACGAUGCAAACGGUGGCGACGAUGAGUACGGUGCGGGCAGAUCGCGUCAAGCCAAACCAUUCUACACGAUCGUGCGCAACGUGAAGAAUUCGCACCAGAUGCAGGAAAUUGGCGAGUUUCAGGAGAUGGACGACGAUGUCGACUACAUACUGAGCGCGCUGCACCCGGAUAAUCCGAUCUCAACGCGCUGCCUUUCCGCAUUACAGCUAGCGACCAAGUGCAUGAAGCCCGCGUUCAAGAUGCACGUGCGAGCGCACGGUGUGGUGACGCGCUUUUUCCGCGCACUGUCCGACGCCCACCAAGAUCCGAGCCUCGGUCUCUGUACUGCCGCGAUCAUGUACGUAUUUUCGCAGGAUAAGCUGAACAUGGAUCUGGACCGGGAUUCGCUCGAGCUGAUGCUGAACCUACUCGACACGGACCACAAGCUGGACGGGACGGUUCAGCAGCAACAGCAAGGCCAGCUACAAAAGAACCGCCAACGGGUGAAGGAACUGUGCGAGGAAAUAAAGGGGGCCGGUAAGGGCAAACACAUCGACACGGACCGCGUGACGGCCGGUUCACUCGCAAUGGAAUCGCUGCUGUCGCUGACGUCGCAGCGGGCCGGUGAGUGGUUCAAGGACGAGCUACGCAAUUUAGGCGGCAUCGAACAUCUGAUUAAGACGGUGGCCGAAUGCUACGAACAGGUACCGGGCAGGGCAAGUGAUUGGACGGAACAGGAUGUGGCGAAGCUGCGCAAAAUCGAGCGCUGUCUGCGUGUGCUGAACAAUGUCAGUUUGUUCAACUGCCAGAACCAACGGUUUCUGCUGGAGCACCGGUCCGGGCUGCUGGUGCAAAUACUGGUGCGGCUCUACCGGCAGGUCGAUCGGGAUUUGAUGCAUUAUCCUACGGACGAUGCGACACCAAAGGAAAGCAUUGGUGUGCUGUUGCGCGAGCUGCUCCAACCGAUGCUACACAUGCUUAUCACACUCACGCACGCUUUUAACGAGGAGGCCCAAGGUGCCCAUCUCGUCGGAAAGCAACCGGACGUAAUUAACAUUACGAUGCAUCUGUUGCUGCGAAUUUCUGAGUACGUGCCGCAACGGUUCGUGUUUGAUCUGCAUCUGCUAGCGCUAACGCUGCUAUUGCAUCUUGCCCGACCAAGUCCACAGAACCGACAGCAGGUACUGUGUUACAUGGACAGCGAAACGAAUCGUGGCGGUAUUAAAGCGCUGGUCGAGUACUUUGAACAACAGGAAGAGAUGGCUAGUCAUGCGGAAGCAAAAACGAACGCUAUAUUGGAGACUCCUGCGCGUACUGUUGAUGCAGAGGAUGCGGAAACAAAACUGAUUCAAAAAGCAGAACAUCACAUGGAACACACGUACAUGGGCAGUCACGUGUGCAUGCUAAUCUCUCAGCUCGUAAUGGGCGAACAGGGUUAUGAACAAAUUGCCCGAAUGCAUUUGAAAAACAACAACUUCAAGCGUAUGGUCGCGGCUCUCAGUCGGUACUACGAGUUCCUGAACCUCACGACCAACGCGGACGCAGAAAGUACUGCACACAAACGGCAAACUAAGGAAGCCAUUGACUAUCUGAGUCAGCUGGACGGCUGUGAAACCUCCGGUAUCGUACGAACCGGUACUACCGGCACCGACGCAACGGCUGCUAUAUUUUGUGAGUAGGUGAAAGGAAUUGGUUUGCACACGAUGCCGAAGAAAGCCUUACCCAAUGCAGUGUUUUUAUUCUGAUCGGAUCACUUUAAUGUGCCCGCAAAACAGAAGGGACUACCGUGUACAGUUUGCUAUAUAUUUAAGUUUUACAAAUUGAUUAGAUAUAUGGUUGGUUGGUUAGUGUUGCUGCAGUUUUGGAUAAAAUUUUAGUUUUUUUAUGCUUUUGAAAGUUCUUUUCUGUGUGACUCAAAAGGCAGGAGGAAAUUCGCUAUACGCAAAAACUCUAUACACACCAAAGCGUGCGGCCCAAAAAAAAAAGCGUAAAGCGGGAAGCUGCUGUAAAUCGGUACGGAUAGGCCAAAUUUGAAGUAUAAUUUUGGACAGAAAGGUAUUAGAUGCUCACGGGAUAAUGCUGUAUACUUUCUGCGCAUCUGGAAAGUCGGUCCUUGCCUCAGAAGGGCACUCCGGAAAAGAUUUGUUACUAGUCCUAUCUUGUAAAACAAAGUUGUUAAUUUUGUAAUUAUUUUGAAUUGUGACCUUCACAAAACAUUUGGAAUUUAAAACAGACAAAUUUUUCUUUCCCAUAUUAUUACAAUUACCAUUUUAUUGCCAUAUUGAUACGAAUGCUAUGCUAAAAAUUGUGCUGAAGUUCAGAAAAAUUCAUACGAUGAAAAAUACACCCAGAAUGUGCCGAAACUGCAACACUACUGCCCAGCACCCAUUGUCUAUUCAUACGUGAUCGAACAUUAACGCAAUGGUUUUUUCUAUUGCAUGGUUUUCUACAUUAACGAACUCAACACAAAUAUGAUGAGUGCUUCUGUAUGAUAAAGAUGAGUAAAACGGGCGUGGUAGGUAUACCUUGUGCAUCAGUAUAAUGUGUAUCUGUUAAGAUAAAAUCGAAAAAAUGGACAGACAGGAUUGCCAAUGGAAGAGGAGUGUAAUAAUUACUGUAUGAUAUAUUGAUUUCAAAUAUGAUUGUAAAUAUGUAGAAAUGUAAGCCCCCUUAUUUAGGUUAAACUAGGACGGGUAGGAACACUAGAUAGACGCGUUAGUUUAGCAAAGAGUGUACAACGCGUUUCGUAAGCGGGCGCUGUAUAAUAGUAUGUGUUGAAACGACAAAUGUAAAAAGUAACAAUCAAGCAUCUUAAAAAAGCCCCGAUUUAUUAUAAGCCUUGAAAUGGAGUUUGUAACACAAAAAAAAACAAUGCUGGUGAAUCAAUUAAGAACACAUGUAGCAUAACGUUAAACCGUUUAAUGUAAAAUAACAAUGUACGACUGAACACGUUGAUGCUGUGGCGUAUCGAAGAUGUAAUCGCGGCACCCUAAUUGUAGCGCUGAAUCAAGGUGUAGGUAAGACGUCACGGUACAAUCUUCAUAUCCUCCCGGUAGAGAACAGGAGUAUAUGCGGCGUUUCACAUGCCAGUUCGUGCCGGAAUAAAGCGAAGAAGUAAAGGAAACCAACAUACCAUGAACAUGAAUGCUUAGGUCUCGUAACUCUUUUAUACACAAUGAAAAUCAAUAAAGUGUAAGAGAGAAACCUGACUUAUGUAUAUAUAUGCAUAGCAGUAUGCAAAUAAGUUUCGGAAUAUGUGUUCUAUCUUAGGGCCAUAAAUUCGUUAGGAAAGAUACGAAUUUCACACUUAAAACAGGGCCAUGUGUGGUAUGCCACAGGGAAAAUCAGUACUCAGUUAUGUUUCCUUUUGCAGUAGUGUCGUUGGCAGCAGUAUAUGUCUAAUUGUGAAGAAAUAGUGCCCAUCGGUGAUGUGACGAUGCGGUGUGUUAUCGUCUUCUUCCUGUGCGCAGCAGACACACAGACCCGUUUGAUAGGUGCGUUUAAGUAGCUCGCAGACGGCAAAUAAAGAGCGCUAGUAUUUAAUUUGACCAAGUA